AUGAACAAAAGAAACAUUUGGAAGUAUGACGAAACGAAGGAAAUGUUACAAAUCAUGCAGGACAACAGUUACGCCAGCUCGUUCAGCAGCAAGCACAAACAGAACAUGGAAAUUUUCCGCAAGAUCGAGAACAAGAUGACCGAGAGCGGCUAUCGCUACAAAAACUACCUGCAGAUCGGUGUGCGGUGGAAAAAUUUGAAAAAUCUCUACAUGAAGGCGAGGCGCAGCAAUAGCAAAAACGAACAGCAACUCUUCCCGUUCUACGACGAGAUGGAUAGUCUGAUGGGCGGAUUGCUGAAGCAAGCGUCCAGCGAGGAGUAUGCGUCGGAACUGGACGAGACCGACACCAUUACCAGGGAGCAACAUACACCAGUGAAGAAGCUAUGCAAUGCGAACGACCCAACACCCAAGCGGACGGAAGAGGAACCGGUGCCGGUGAAAAGGAAACGUGGGACUAGCGUAACGACGAUGGCAGAAGCGUCACCCAGCAGGAAAGCUGCUGAGUUGAGUCCUACAGUGUCCGUGCAUACAAAGGUCGAUCGAAACGGUAAACUAAGUGCAACACUUGCGAUGAGCAAACAGGAGCUUAGCGAUGAAUUCUAUCGCAGCCAGAAACGGUUGAUCGAUUACGAGUUUAGUUUGUACGUGCGCAAGGAGGAAGAAUUAAUCGAUCGGAUGCAGGAGUCGACGCGAGCGAUACUUGAGGAAGGCAUGGAUAAAUUUUUCACCCGCCUAAAAGAGGUGCUGGGCGGUCACCAAACCGUACAGCAUGAGGAGGUAAUUGAAACGUACGAGUAA
Messenger RNA from Anopheles stephensi (Asian malaria mosquito), 798 nucleotides. Its product is annotated as trihelix transcription factor GT-3a-like. The transcript has a single exon. The record is from RefSeq and is a predicted model, not a curated record. Bases 1 to 798 code for a protein of 265 amino acids. NCBI's taxonomy places the organism in Eukaryota, Metazoa, Arthropoda, Insecta, Diptera, Culicidae.